AUGGCGGAGCGGCGCAGCGGUGCGAGUGGCGCGGCGGCCGCAGUCUGCUGCGGAGUUCAUUUCCGCCGUGCCGGGGCGGCCAGUGCAGUGGACAGUGUGGAGGCGGCGGUGAGCGACCCGGGCCGGAGGCGGAGGCGCGCAGCCGCGCGGGCUCCGGACACAACCACAGCUGCGUCCGCAGCCGCACUGCAGGUGUGUGUUCUGGCGAGGCGUCGUCGCGCAGGCUCAAGGUCGGAUACAGGAGAGACAACUACCAGAGGACCAGCUGUCUAUGGCCGAUGCUACGUGACCAGAUCAACUCUGGAACCAUUGAACGGGAUUUCCGCCAGACGUGACACAGACGUCAACGCCGCCACUGUCCGCGUUGCUGUACCAAAGGAUUCCCUCGAUUCACCCGUCUGCCUACUUUUCUCGCCAAAUGUAAUUCCAGUCACUCGGUCCUACUGAGAUGAGAACCCCGAGAUCGCCUGCCGACGAUGUGAAGCUGUGAUGGAGGACGGCGGCUCGGCUUGCGGCGGCGGCAGCGCUGGGGGCGGCGCGUGCU
Messenger RNA from Schistocerca serialis cubense, 544 nucleotides. RefSeq lists its product as uncharacterized. The record is from RefSeq and is a predicted model, not a curated record. Lineage: Eukaryota; Metazoa; Arthropoda; Insecta; Orthoptera; Acrididae. The transcript has 9 exons. The coding region runs from base 1 to 447 and encodes 148 amino acids.